Coffea eugenioides is the source of this 559-nucleotide messenger RNA. Its product is annotated as superoxide dismutase [Cu-Zn] 2-like. Bases 1 to 444 code for a protein of 147 amino acids. Gene Ontology annotation, biological process: removal of superoxide radicals. The transcript is spliced from 7 exons. The record is from RefSeq and is a predicted model, not a curated record. NCBI's taxonomy places the organism in Eukaryota, Viridiplantae, Streptophyta, Magnoliopsida, Gentianales, Rubiaceae. Gene Ontology annotation, molecular function: superoxide dismutase activity; copper ion binding.
AUGCAGAAGCUUGAGCUGACUGGUGGUCAGACGCAUUGCUGUUCCACAGACUUAAUCCGGGGGGCGACGACCCUUGUAAAAGAAAGAAUAACAGGCCUGACUCCAGGCUUCCAUAUUCAUGCUCUUGGUGACACCACCAAUGGCUGCAAUUCCACUGGGCCUCAUUUUAACCCACUAAAAAGGGAUCAUGGAGAACCAUCUGAUCAAAAUCGUCAUGCCGGUGAUUUGGGGAAUAUUAUUGCUGGUGCAGAUGGGGUUGCUGAGAUCUCAAUCAAAGACAUUCAGAUUCCACUUAGUAGUCCACACUCCAUCUUGGGGCGAGCGGUUGUUGUGCAUGCUGAUCCGGAUGAUCUGGGAAAAGGUGGACAUGAACUUAGCAGGACUACUGGAAAUGCUGGUGCGAGGGUUGGUUGUGGGAUUAUUGGGAUCCAGUCAUCCGUCUAGGAUGGAUUCCUUGCAUCCAACAAUAACAAUAGAGUUGCUUAUUUUGUAAUUUUCUCAUGUUGUGUGAGAAGUAAAUGGUACAAUAAUUAACGGGAGUUGUAAUUAACAACUAUAA